UUUCGGUUUAGAAGAGCAAAACAACGUUCCUUGACGCCGGCGAAGCCAUUCCGAGUCACCGAUAAAGCUCCGACGAUUUUCCGAUAACAAUGGCCGGAGCUAGUCAAACUGUUAGUUACUCUGAUGUUAAGUGCGAUGUCCCCGAACUCAAAGGGGACAACUUUAAGGUUUGGAAAGAAAGAGUUCUCCUUCAGCUGGGAUGGAUGGAUAUUGAUUAUGCCAUAAGGAAGCCUGAACCCCCUAAAAUCACUGAGAAAAGCACCCCUGAUCAGGUUGAUCUUUAUGAAAAGUGGGAGCGAUCUAAUCGCCUCUGCGUUAUGUUCAUAAAGACCAAAGUAUCUGCUGGGGUUAGGGGUUCAAUUGAGGAAUAUGACAAUGUUCGUCUCUUAAUGAAAGCAAUAGACGAUCAAUUUGUCACUUCAGAUAAGGCUUUGGCUAGUACUCUUAUCAUGCAGUUCUCAUCCGUGAAGCUCACUGGAAU
Molecule: messenger RNA, 481 nt
Organism: Cuscuta europaea
Lineage: Eukaryota; Viridiplantae; Streptophyta; Magnoliopsida; Solanales; Convolvulaceae
Source: the annotation of a GenBank genome assembly